AUGUAUCUUUGUUUCCCCACUUCCCUGGAGAACAGGAAAUGCUCCGUCCAUAAGAAGAUCCUGGAGUAUUACUGCACUGAGGACUCCUCCUGUAUCUGUGUGUCCUGCAGGCUGGAUGGAGAACAUCGGGGACACCAGGUGGAGACUCUGGAUGAGGCCUCUGAGAUGAAGAAACUGAGGAAUGUUCUGCAGAAACUGAUGACAGAGAGAGAAAAGAUGGCGAAAAGAGUCCAGAGUCUGCAGGAACACAGGAGGAAAGUACAAGGAAAAGCAGAUGAUGAAACAGAGAGAGUCACUGUCCAGGAUCUGGAAAUAAAGGAGAAGGAUCUGUCCAGGAAGAUGGUGGACAUUGAGGAGCUGUGUAACAUGACAGAUCGACUGACUGUCCUACAGGAAUCAGACACAGGUGACUUGUGUGAUACUGAGGAUGGAGAUGAUGAGGACAGAGAGAGACGUGAUAAACUCCUCCAUGAUGCAGGGGAUCUGGAUGUGGCGGGGAUCUCAUACACAUUACACACAGGUCUAUCUUAUAUCAUGUCUGGGAAAUCUAGAUUUAAGGACCAGGGCCUGCUUGUGGUAGUCCACAACAUUGGUGCAGUUGCGCCGGAUCCUUUGGAAUUGGCCUUUAGGAACAGCACUAAGCCACGUUGGAUGAUGGCAGCUGGUAAGGGGGAUGAAACCAUUUCUGUCAGUCUCCUUGAAAAAUGUGCUAGUGGAAAAAACUCCAUCUUUAACACAGAUGUUAAGGUCAAGGAAAUAGAUUUCUGUACUACUAGCCUCAGAUUUAAGACAUAUACCUCUGUUAUUGGUAUUAAGCAGAGAGAUGAAAGACUCUAA
This is a messenger RNA of Rana temporaria (common frog), 837 nucleotides long. RefSeq names its product tripartite motif-containing protein 6-like. The coding region runs from base 1 to 837 and encodes 278 amino acids. The record is from RefSeq and is a predicted model, not a curated record. The transcript is spliced from 3 exons. Gene Ontology annotation, molecular function: zinc ion binding. NCBI's taxonomy places the organism in Eukaryota, Metazoa, Chordata, Amphibia, Anura, Ranidae.